Molecule: messenger RNA, 1771 nt
Organism: Peromyscus eremicus (cactus mouse)
Lineage: Eukaryota; Metazoa; Chordata; Mammalia; Rodentia; Cricetidae
Gene: Slamf8
Product: SLAM family member 8
Exons: 5
Coding region: 1-1101 (366 amino acids)
Biological process (GO): regulation of B cell differentiation; leukocyte chemotaxis involved in inflammatory response
Molecular function (GO): signaling receptor activity
Source: RefSeq, a predicted model, not a curated record
AUGGAUGCAGAGAGCCUAGUGACCAUCUGCAAGGAGCCCAUGAGCCAUGUGGGUGUGCUUGUCACCAUGCUUUGGCAAGCCACGUGCACAGGAAAGAGGCUGACUUACAAGAAUCAGCUCCUGAAAGCCCAGCGAGGCCCAGCCGGGCCUGCAGCCAACUUCCGCUUUAUUCGGGAUGCUUUCACUUUCCAGACAUCUUGUUUUGAGUCAAGAUUCCUCCUUCUGAACAUGGGACUUUCCAGCAGGACCACAGCUCCUUCCGUGCACUCAGUUGGCCUAGGAUAUCCUGUACUCCUUCCCAUCGUGGUUAUUGGUGUCCAAGUGCUCAGCAAGGUGGGGGACUCCGUGUUGCUGGCGGCAGAGUGCCCUCCUGGCUUCCAAGUGCGCGAGGCCAUCUGGCGAUCUCUCUGGCCGUCAGAGGAGCUCCUGGCCACGUUUUUCCGGGGUUCCUUGGAGACUCUGUACCACUCCCGUUUCCUGGGCCGAGUCCAGCUACAUGGCAACCUCAGCCUGGAGCUUGGGCCCCUGAAAACUGGAGACAGCGGCAACUUCUCCGUGCUGAUGGUGGACACCGGGGGUCAAACCUGGACCCAGACCCUGCAUCUCAAGGUGUACGAUACGGUGCCCAAGCCCGUGGUUCAAGUGUUCACUGCUGCAACGGAAGAGGUUCAACCCCCCAACACCUGCCAGGUCUUCUUGUCCUGCUGGGCCCCCAACAUCAGUGACAUAACCUAUAGCUGGCGACGGGAGAGCCUGAUGGACGUUGAUGUGGAACUGCACAGCCUUUUCUCAAAUGGACAGGUGUUAAGUGUCUCGCUGGGACUGGGUGACAAAGAUGUGGCCUAUACCUGCAUCGCCUCCAACCCUGUCAGCUGGGAUAUGGCCACAGUCACUCCCUGGGAGAGCUGCCAUCAUGAAGCAGCCUCUGGGAAGUCCUCCUACAAGGACGUGCUGCUGGUGGUAGUGCCAAUCUCAGUGUUCCUGAUUCUAGCUGGUCUCUUUGGGGCAUGGCACCACCAUGGCCCCUGCUCAGGGAAAAGGAAAAGGAAGGAUGCUGGCACUGACAGGGUGGUUCCAGAGACGGAGAAUCCCCUCGUGUAAGAUACGCCGUGAGGGACACAUAAACUGGUGCUUGGAUCAUGACGAGACGCCCUGCCCAGCCACAUGAUGCUCCACACCCAGAAACUUCCAGGAUCCUCAGAACUUCCACAAGUCUCCUGUCUGCCGCUAGAGAACAGCCAAGGAAGCCAUCACCCUCCGAGGGGCAAGGUGGACUAAGAGGGUGCUUCCUCAAGAGCACUGGACAUUCUCUAGGAUCCGCAGAGACAUUGUCCUUCUAUACUACAGUAUAGAAGGAAUUAUUUAACUAUCAAGAGACUGACUCCAGGCCAGGUCCUGGGCCUUAAGAGAUAUCAGACAUUUGAGCUAACCACGGCCAACUCCAACCCCAGUCCCUGGAAUCUGAGAUUCUUGUGUUCAAGAUGUUACCAUAAGAAAAGUUACAGAAUAAGGAAAAGUGGAGGGAAGGAAGGGCUUUUCUUUUCUGGCAUGAAGGACUUUGGGCAUCUGAGUUCAAGGCCCCUCAAAGGUAAAUUGAAGUUAUGGGUAACAAAGGGUUGGAAGCUAUUUUUCUGGUAGCACCCUAUUAAUAGACAUCUUCAUCACCAUUAACUACUCUCAUGCCUUCUACGUGAUCUGGGGUGGUAUUUGGGGGUCUCUCUGUACAUUCUACACAGUUGCCAGAAAGGAAAAACAAACAAACAAACAAACA